GCGACUGUUACUGUUACUACUACCACGUACCUGGUGCUCUCUCUCCCCGUUGAGAUGAUUGGCACAUGCAACCAAACUCAAUCCCAUGCGCACGCACACACUCCUUCACCCUCACUCUCUCCCCGGGUCCCUCCUCUCACUCACACCUCGGAGCUCCAACUCCCCAGAGAGAGCUACCGUCUGCCGCACCGUUUCGACCCGCACCGCAGUGCACCCUUAGCGCCUACCGUGUCUCCGAACCCCAAACCCAAACCCAAACCUUCCCGAUUCCCACCCUCUCGAAUUGCGGAUUGCGGAUUGCCAUCUUGGACGAACUCACUCUCUUCCUUCCUACCGUGCUCUUGACUGCUACGCCUCAUCGUCGAGUCUCACUUCUGAACACAGGCUCCUGCUUCAGGCUUGAUGGGCCUCGUCCAAAUAUCACGGAUGCCCUCCACCAAAGAAUCUAGAGACGCCGACGGCUCAUCCCCUUCAAACGGUAAAUAAGUACCCUGCCUGUCAUCACCCUGACGCACCUCCGAUCCGCCUCCCUCAACUCACCUCUGCACGCCUGCCUGUGCCUCAACAUCGAAUACUGUGUACCACCGGCACCAGCACCAGCACCAACAAGCGACCAAGCGAGCCAGCCAGCCCAGCCCAGCCAGCCCAGCCAGCCCAGCCAGCCUCCCAAGCCUCCCAAAGCCUCUGCCUCUCCUCCUGACCACCUCGUCUGCAUCCUCUGCAUCUGCUCUGCAUCAGCACCUGCGUCUGCACCUGCAUCUGCCCUGUUCUGCUCCUUCCGCCGUCGUCCCCAGCCCAUCUUUGCCCGUCCCGUUCGGCCUCCAACCCCAUCUGCCUAGAUACUAGGUAGUCUACUGGCUCACUGGCUGUGCCUAAUAAACCCUAUUGUCACCUCCAAGCUUCCCUGCUCUUCCCUCCAACCACUCGGCAAACCCCUGUCCGGGCCCCCUUUUGAGCCAGCAGUGCCCAGCACCCUGCCCUGCCCCCAAGGUUGUUCUCCAGCCCUCCUCACCUUUACCUAAGCUCCCAGUCGUCUCGCCAUCCCGACAUCCUCACCACCCACCCACCUCCCACCUCGGGACCCGCCAAGCGCAUCAGUCUGACCUGCCUGCCGUCUGGCGAAUUGGUUGCGCCUUGCCCUCCUCUCCCGCUGCCGUCCUGUUGCCAAUCACCCUCCCUCUCCUCCGGACCACACAGCGAGACUGCCUUGGACGUGGACCACGACCCCAUUGAUCUGUCCGUCAGCGCCUACUGCCGUUCCCCCUGCCAUUUCCCGCGAGGCUGAACAGGUAGAUAGAUCUUCAACAUUUAGAAGCACCUUUCUUCGAAGAUGAAGCGCUUCAGUCAGAGAGUCCUGUCGCGCGGGAAAGACUCCAGCAAAUCAUCAAAGAAGAAGGACUCCAAAGACGGCACAGCCUCCCCCAACAGCUCAGCAUCGAGGGACGGUUCCAACCAGUCUCCCACACUCACGCCCUCGUCCUCCGCUUCCAAUCUUCCCGACACCCGAAACAAGCCUCUCCCCCCUAACAGCGCUGGAGCACAUGGGCAAGAGCAGGGCAUCCCAGGGCAGUCACCCUUGAGCAACAUGAGCUCCGCCUCGGGAUCUGGCUCCUUUGGCGCCUCCUCCCAGUCUGCCAAUGGCGGCGGCACGCCCCAGCGCUCCGGCGGUCUCCCGCCCACGGUCAUCAUCAGCCCCAGUGCUCCUCAUGUCCCUCCGCCCGGCGCGGCCGAGACCAUGCCGCACGACCUGGCGCCUCCAAAGGCUGGCCAAAAGUCCCUGAUGUUCGACCGUCUGCAACAGACCCCGAAGGACGUGCCCGAGGGCUUGAGGACCCCGAAGCGCCAGCACUCGUCUCGAUUCGACAUCUCGGCGCAUCGCGAGCUGGAAAAGCUGCCUGGUUUUCACGAGGUGCCGCCUAACCGGCGGCAGGAGCUGUUCAUGCAGAAAAUCGACCAGUGCAAUGUCAUCUUCGACUUUAACGACGCCAGUGGCGACAUGAAAUCUAAGGAGAUCAAGCGCCUCGCGCUUCACGAGCUACUCGACUACGUCGCCAACAAUCGCCAGGUCAUCACUGAGCCCAUGUACCCGCGAGUUGUCGAGAUGUUCGCCAAGAACCUGUUCCGCCCGUUGCCGCCGCCAAUGAACCCAUCGGGAGAAGCCUUCGACCCUGAAGAGGACGAGCCCGUGCUAGAGGUUGCUUGGCCUCACAUUCAAGUCGUCUACGAGUUCUUCCUGCGUUUCAUCGAGAGCCAGGAUUUCAACACCAACAUCGCCAAGGCCUACAUUGACCACAGUUUCGUCCUCCGACUGCUCGAGCUCUUUGACUCUGAAGACCCUCGUGAGCGCGAUUUCCUUAAGACAACGCUGCACAGGAUCUACGGAAAGUUCCUCAACCUUCGAAGCUUCAUUCGACGGUCCAUUAACAAUGUCUUCUUCCAUUUUGUGUACGAGACGGAAAGGUUCAACGGCGUGGCCGAACUCCUCGAAAUUCUGGGGUCCAUUAUCAACGGAUUCGCAUUGCCCUUGAAGGAGGAGCACAAGUUGUUCCUCACACGUACGCUGAUACCUUUGCACAAGGCAAAGAGUCUCAGCAUGUACCACCCACAGCUUGCGUAUUGCAUCGUUCAGUUCUUGGAGAAGGAUGCGUCUCUUACGGAAGAGGUGGUGCUUGGUCUCCUACGCUAUUGGCCAAAGGUAAACAGCACCAAGGAGGUCAUGUUCUUGAAUGAAGUAGAGGACAUCUUCGAGGUUAUGGACCCGGCGGAGUUCGCCAAGGUUCAGGAGCCGCUGUUCCACCAGCUCGCAAAAUCGGUGGCGAGCCCGCAUUUCCAAGUUGCAGAGCGUGCUCUGUACUUCUGGAACAACGAGUACUUCUGCAACCUGGUUAGCGACAACGUGGAGAUCAUCCUCCCCAUCAUGUUCGCGCCGCUGUACGAGAACUCCAAGGGCCACUGGAAUAGAACUAUUCACGGGAUGGUUUAUAAUGCCAUGAAACUCUUUAUGGAGAUUAACCCGCAACUAUUCGAUGAUUGCUCGCAGGAGUACACGGAGCAGCAGAACAGCGCGCCGGCUAGGGAGCAGCAGCGAGAGAGGAAGUGGGCGGCCAUUCAAGAGUUGGCCAACAAACAAAAGGCUAAUGGGUCAGCGGCACCCCAAGAUGAGCAGACGGAAGAGACUGACGGCACAGAAGAUAACCAGAAGCGGCUCGACUCGCUGAACCUGCAAGACGGAGACCGAAGAGAUCGGCGGCCGGGUACGCACGAGAGGCAGAGCUCGGCGGGGUCGUCAAGAAGCGGGCGAUAACCUGAGAUUGUUGUGUCCUGCCCCAGCAGUGCGUCAGACCGGAUCAGGCUCAGGGUGGCAUAUGGACAUCGACCAGGUGGAGGGUUCCGAGGACGGGUAAUGACGAAAGCCCGGUUUCUAGCAUUCUUUGCAAAACUAAUGCCAGAGGUUCUCUUGGGCAUCAGCGGAUCCAGCUUAGAGAAGGAACCAGGGGCACGGAACAGGCACAUGCGACCCAAUGGCCUUGGCUGAACUUGGUCGUCUCUGGUGGCAGGACCAGACAAACUUGCGCUUGCUGGCGCUGCUUCUCACACUUUCAAUUAGAACACACGAGCUGUCAAAGGGGGCUGUUCGAGUACUCUAGCAGACUUUUGGUUUGCUGUUGAUUUGGUAGACCGACUAGCAUUAGGGCCAAUGUUUCUGUGGCAACGAAAGACCGGAUGGUACAGGCAAAGGGGAGUCGAGCUCUCUUCUGUUAUUCUCCAGAGGCCGGUCAUGCGGUGCUCCCGCUGGGCAGGAGGGGUUUGCGGGAUGAGGACGGGGGGCGGUUGGCGAUGGAAAAUAUGGCGAGAGGCCACCUUUCGAGGGAAGAUUUUUAACUGUACGAAUUUUUAGUCAACAAAGCUUCUGCAAAACCACCUCUAGGGCAAAAAGACGGGACAUACUGGCGUGUCGGCGUACCGAUACCGUGGUUUUGGGGAGACGGGGGACGAACGAAACAACGCUUUCAAAAGAAGGCAGCCUUCUUUUUUUCACACCUCCUUCUCUUCUCUUGAAUCUGUCUGAACUUUCUUCUUGUCUACAUACUGUUUACCACGACAACGACGAUGCGAGGUAGAAGCAUGUCAUUUUCCCCAACCAAGACGUUGUCGCAUGUCUCUGCGUAAUGCAUGCUAAGUACUUUUUUGAUAUGGACUUUCUGGGGGGGGGGGGGGCUGUGGUGGGUCGCAGUUAGACGUUGUUGUCGUGACAUCUUGGCCGGGUUGGUAGUCCUCCUUCGCCUUUUACGGUGCUCGCAAAGCACUGCUACUAGAAACGCUUUCUACGAAUGCCGUUUGACCGUUUCCCGGAAUGCCCACCAUCCAUUCAUCCAGCACUGUAGUAUCAUCCAACGACGACUUGUCCCGGCCUCAUCAGGGUCGAUCGAUCACCAUCCUCUCCCCCUGCCGUACCCCCCGCCGCCUCUGCCCCGGUAACUGCCGCCGCCGCCGCCGCUCCCGCCCCUGCCAUACUGGAACCCGCCCGGCUGCUGAUGCUGUUCUGGGUGUCCUCCCUGGGGGGGAUACGGUGGAGGCGGAGGCGGGGGCGCCGCCCAGCCGCCGCCCCACUGGCCCGGGGGGAACGGGCCCGGGACGGGCGGGAACCAGCCCUGAGGUGGUUGCUGCUGUUGCUGCUGCGGACCGUGGCUGCCUGCCAUGGGGGGCGGGGGUGGAGGCGGAGGCCAUUGGCCCUGGUAAUGCGGAGGCGGCGGCGGAGGGGGAGGAGCAGCGGCGUUCCACGAGUUGAACCUGCUAGGCUGCGGUGGUGGAGGUGGUCCCCCCGCGGGGAAGUUUGGGUGGGCGUAUGGGCCUGAAGGAGGCGGCGGCGGCGGCGGCACCGGUAGUGGUGGCGCCUGCUGCUGAUGAUAUGGCUGCGGAUUCGGCGGCACAAAGCCCUUCGGGGGCCCGUAGCCCGCCCCGUGCGAGUUCUGGGCGCCCGAGAGCACCGGCUGUGGGGAGUAGGAGUCGCGCAGGCGUGACCUCGGCCUGCCCCUGCCGUUCUGGCCGCGGCGCGAGGACCGGGACCGAGACGUAGAGCGCGAGUAGCUCCGCUGCCGCCGCGGGCUGCGGCUCCCCCUUCCCCCUCGGCUGCGGGACCGUGAUGCGCUGCUCCUGCUCCAGCUCCGGCCCCGCGAGUGCGAGAGCCGCCGUCUCUUGGUGGCCGGGUGUGAGGGGUCUCGCCUUGACGAGCGCCGGCGGCUGGGACUCCUGGACCGGCUGCUUGAGCGCGAGGAGCCUCGCCGACCCCUCUGCUCGUCAUCGUCGAUGUCCAUCCCGUCCCCCUUGUGCCGCCGUGCCCUCAUCUUGUCGCAAAAGUUCCUGGACCAGCCGUAGUAUGUCUCGCCGCCGACGAUAUCCCCUAGCUCGUCGCGCUCGAUGAACUCGCCCAUCUGGCUGACAUCGAACGCCGAGUCGCCGUCCAUGUGGGCAUCUUUCGCAUAUAUCUUGUCGACAUCGCCCAGCAGCUUCUUCACUGCGUCGACGAGGUUCUUGUCGGCCGGCCCGCCUGCCAGUUGGAGCGGCUUGAUCAUGUUCGGAUUCAUAGGCCUCGUGGAGUUUGGCUCUAUGACAGGGAGCCAAUUAGCGGCGGGGAGGUCGUACCAGGGCGUUGACGGGUCGCCGUGCAUGGACGGCAGUAUGAAAGGCGCCUCUCGUGCCGUUGAGCUCGCCUGUGCCUUGUUUGAGACAUCCCCGCCAUUGGCUUCAGAGCCCUCCGAUUUUGGCCCCUCUUCGACGGCGGCGCGCAAGGACUCCAACACGGAGGUUGAGAAAUAGGAGUUCUUGUCCCACAACUGGAGCAGGUCGUGUAACUUCUUUGUGUGCUUUGGGGCAUUCGUGAAGGAGGCAGCGCUCUUAAAUAAGGCAGGAAGAUGUGGUGCAAUCUUGUCGAAGAAGCCGUUGGGACUGCGUGUCCGAAAUUUGACGUGGAACAGCACGUCGUUCAGCACGUAGAGCACAUGCAGCCUCCUCCGCUUCGACGACGGGCCAGGCGCCUUCUGCGCGCCGCCGGGGAAAGAGGAGGCGAGGGCGACCAGGUAUUUCCCAAAGGCGACGGCGCGGGCGGGAGACUCGACCAGGUGCUGGAGGAUCCAUUGCUUGCAUUUCUGUUGCCGGCGAAAAGAGAAUAUAAGCAAAUGUUUAGCCGGGGCUCAAAGGCUCAUGUCAAAACGGAGUGGCGUGUGUGUUCCAAACCUGAACGUUGGUUGGUGAGCACUUGGCGACGGCUGCGUUGAGCAGGCCAUGGAACUGCUCGAUCUCGUCGCGAGAACACGACGCGAGGCCGGCGUCUGCAUCUGCCUUGAGAAAGGAGGCGAGAAGGGAGGCUUUGGCGAUGGCGAGCUGUGCAGCCGCCAUGUUGACUGGCGGGGUGGCCCUGGGCGAAUGAGCACGGGCGUUGUGGAACGGUGUCGCGCCCUUCAAGGUAUCAUGGGCACAUCCUCGAGAGGAAGGGGAUGAUUUGACAAAGUGACGUGGAAGGGACCGGGGAUGAUGAACCGACUGUAUGUGGAGGGUUGGUCGAAGCCAAAUGGGAGAGACCAGGGGGGAGCUAGAGGAAAGUUCCGAUCAAGAUGCACUAGAGUUGGAGCUGGCCAGGGCAGGGCAGGCUGGGCCGCAGGGCUGGGCCCGCCCAUGCGUGGCUUGGGCAGUCUGCCGACUCGGGCCCGAUGCAACAAACAGUCACAACAGAUGCAGACCGUUCAUUGGUAAUUGAAGGCAGGGGUUUUCGUCUUUUGCUCAGAUCGCUUGUUU
Diaporthe batatas is the source of this 6792-nucleotide messenger RNA. RefSeq lists its product as uncharacterized. NCBI's taxonomy places the organism in Eukaryota, Fungi, Ascomycota, Sordariomycetes, Diaporthales, Diaporthaceae. Gene Ontology annotation, molecular function: protein phosphatase regulator activity. The transcript is spliced from 5 exons. The coding region runs from base 1331 to 3304 and encodes 657 amino acids. Gene Ontology annotation, cellular component: protein phosphatase type 2A complex. Gene Ontology annotation, biological process: signal transduction. The record is from RefSeq and is a predicted model, not a curated record.